AUAUUAGCCCGCCAUAAUACGACAAAGGCCAUUAAACAAACCUCUUUAACGGCAAUUGGUCGUAGAUUUUAUGCUGCUACUUCUACUGAUACCGAGUAUGACACUGUUGUUAUUGGUGGAGGACCUGGAGGUUACGUUGCAGCCAUAAAAUCAGCACAAUUAGGUUUAAAGACUGCGUGUAUUGAAAAACGAGGAUCGCUCGGCGGAACUUGUUUAAAUGUUGGAUGCAUCCCUUCUAAAGCUUUACUGAAUAAUUCACAUAUUUAUCAUCAAACAAAGCAUGAUUUACAAUCCAGAGGAAUUGAUGUUGCGGAUGUGAAGCUAAACCUCAAAAAUAUGAUGAAGUCCAAAGAUAAAUCUGUUACUGGUUUAACUAAAGGCGUCGAAGGCUUAUUCAAAAAGAAUGGAGUCGCUUACGUUAAAGGCCAUGGCAGAUUAGUUAGUACAAAUGAAAUUGAAGUUGAUGGUCUGGAUGGGAAAAAGAUUUCACUAAAGUCGAAGAAUAUUAUCAUUGCUACUGGAUCUGAGCCAGCACCUUUUAAAGGCUUAGAGGUUGAUGAAAAACAAAUCGUCACUUCUACUGGUGCACUUUCACUAGAAAAAGUGCCUGAAAAAAUGGUUGUUAUUGGUGGUGGUAUUAUUGGUCUUGAAUUAGGCUCUGUAUGGAGUCGUUUAGGUGCUGAAGUGACAGUUGUAGAAUACCUAAGUUCCGUAGGUGCUGGAAUGGACGGCGAGUGCGCCAAGUCUUUCUCAAAACUGCUUCAAAAGCAGGGUAUUAAAUUUAAGAUGAGUACAAAAGUCAUUGACGCUUCUAAAAAGGGUGGUAAGGUGUUAGUGAAUGUUGAACCUGCCAAGGGAGGUGCCAAGGAAACCUUGGAAGCAGAUGUCGUUCUGGUUUCAAUUGGAAGACGUCCUUAUACAGAAAAUCUUGGUUUAGAAAAUGUGGGCAUCGAAGUUGAUGAAAAAGGUAGAAUCAAAAUUGAUUCUCAGUUUCGUACAGCUAAACCCAACAUUUUUUGCAUCGGCGAUGUUACAUAUGGAGCAAUGCUAGCUCAUAAGGCUGAAGAAGAAGGAAUUGCUGCUGUUGAGUAUAUUGCCGGUGGUCAUGGCCAUGUUAAUUAUGAUGUGAUACCAUCCGUGAUUUAUACACAUCCUGAAGUAGCAUGGUGUGGUAAGAACGAAGAAGAAGUAAAAGCAACAAAUAAACCAUAUCGUGUUGGUAACUUCCCUUUCGCAGCAAAUUCUCGUGCUCGUACCAAUAAUGAUACAGAGGGUUUUGUUAAGAUAAUCUCUGAUGCUGAAACGGACACUAUCUUGGGAAUACAUAUUAUUGGUCCUAAUGCAGGAGAAAUGAUUGGUGAAGCUGUGUUGGCUAUGGAGUAUGGAGCAAGUAGUGAAGAUAUUGCAAGAACCUGCCACGCUCACCCGACACUGUCAGAAGCUCUCAAAGAAGCUGGUUAG
Molecule: messenger RNA, 1461 nt
Organism: Dentiscutata erythropus
Lineage: Eukaryota; Fungi; Glomeromycota; Glomeromycetes; Diversisporales; Gigasporaceae
Source: the annotation of a GenBank genome assembly